Leptonychotes weddellii (Weddell seal) is the source of this 569-nucleotide messenger RNA. Lineage: Eukaryota; Metazoa; Chordata; Mammalia; Carnivora; Phocidae. The record is from RefSeq and is a predicted model, not a curated record.
AUGGUUAAAGUUAAACAAAUUGAUUCCUUUCUAGAGGUCUCUUGGGAGAAAAACACAUGCAAGAAUGGAUAUGACCAGAAUAAUGGGGUCCUACCUAAAAACCAGAAGAUUCAGAAAUACAAAGAGUAUGAGAAAGACGUUGCCAUAGAAGAAAUUGAUGGCCUCCAACUGGUGAAAAAGCUGGCAAAGAACAUGGAAGAGAUGUUUCACAAAAAGUCUGAAGCCAUGCGGCGUCUUGUGGAGGCUGCAGAAGAAGCACAUCUGAAACAUGAAUUUGACGCAGACCUGCAGUAUGAAUACUUCAAUGCUGUGCUGAUAAACGAAAGGGACAAAGAUGGGAAUUUUUUGGAGCUGGGGAAGGAAUUCAUCUUAGCCCCAAAUGACCAUUUUAAUAAUUUGCCUGUGAACAUCAGUCUGAGUGACGUCCAAGUGCCCACGAACAUGUACAACAAAGCUGCAGAAAUGUAUUUCGUGUUAAGAGGACCCGCCGGCUCAGAUCUACUUAUUGAUGACAUGUACUCAGAACACGUGCUCAGAGCUUGGUCGCUGGCUGGCUGUGCCCUUCCCAG